Molecule: messenger RNA, 1101 nt
Organism: Gopherus flavomarginatus (Mexican gopher tortoise)
Lineage: Eukaryota; Metazoa; Chordata; Testudines; Testudinidae
Gene: DPH5
Product: diphthamide biosynthesis 5
Exons: 8
Coding region: 225-1082 (285 amino acids)
Biological process (GO): protein histidyl modification to diphthamide
Molecular function (GO): diphthine synthase activity
Source: RefSeq, a predicted model, not a curated record
CAGGUUCGGUGUCCUCUGUACGGAGCCAGGCCCAGCGCGCUCCGGGGUGGCCUAGGCUGCUCCGCGUGCGGCUGGCGCAGCCUGUCGGCGGCCCAGGGCGCGAAAGGGGGGGGCACGUUACAGGGGAAAGCUGCGAGCCCGGGGCGGGGGCUGCUUUGCCCGAGGGACAUCAAACUGCCAGGUCACACUCGGGAACUGGCUUCUGGCCCACUGCUGGGAUUAAAAUGCUUUAUCUGAUUGGACUAGGGCUGGGAGAUGCCAAAGACAUUACCGUGAAAGGGCUGGAGAUCGUAAAGCACUGCCGCAGAGUGUACCUGGAGGCCUACACGUCGGUCCUAACUGUAGGGAAAGAAGCACUGGAGGAGUUCUAUGGGAGAGAAUUGAUUCUGGCUGACAGAGAAACAGUGGAACAAGAAGCGGAUAACAUUUUAAAAGAUGCUGAUCUCUGUGAUGUUGCUUUUCUUGUAGUUGGUGAUCCAUUUGGGGCCACAACGCACAGUGAUCUUGUUCUCCGUGCAGUAAAGCUUGGAAUUCCAUACAGGGUUAUUCAUAAUGCUUCCAUAAUGAAUGCAGUGGGCUGCUGCGGUUUACAGUUGUACAACUUUGGAGAAACAGUUUCUGUAGUUUUCUGGACGGAUACAUGGAAACCAGAAAGCUUUUUUGACAAGAUUCAGAAGAACAAGCAGAAUGGAAUGCACACGCUGUGCUUACUUGACAUAAAAGUAAAGGAGCAAUCUCUGGAAAACCUGAUGAAAGGAAAGAAGAUUUAUGAAUCGCCACGGUACAUGAGUGUGAAUCAAGCUGCAGAACAGCUUCUUGCCAUUGUUCAAAAUAGGAGGCUUCAAGGAGAAGAACCAGAAGUUACGGAGAACACACUCUGUGUUGGCCUAGCAAGGGUGGGUGCCAUGGAUCAGAAAAUUGCUUCAGGCACCUUACAGCAGAUGUCCACAGUAGAACUAGGUGGCCCACUACAUUCCAUGAUCAUAGCAGGCAAUAUGCAUCCUCUGGAAAUAGAUAUGCUUAAGCUCUUUGCUGUGGAUGAAUCGAGCUUUGAAGACAAUGAAUGUCAAAGGAACACUUGAAUAAAGAGCCUUUACCUGC